AGUUUUAAUUGAAAGUAUUUCAAUUAAGAUUUAAUUUCCAAGAAAAUAAUGCUUAUGUGGCAUUUUUGAUAACUCUAUGAAAGAGACAUUUGUCAAAGUGACAUUUUACAGUCGUGUUGUUGAAAAGAUGUUAAAUUGAAAAUUGAAGAAAAUUUGGAGUAUUUGGAUGAUUUAAAAUGUCCCUGAGAUGAAAUUGAUUCAGUUUUCCAUACCUACUGAAAGUAAUAACAAGAUUGAUAUCAGUGCGUUGAAAUAAUGCGUUAAAUAACUGAGUCGGUUUGAAUAUGUUUGCUUCGUUGAAAAAUAAAAUACGGGAAGAAACCGGGAAUGAUCUUUCCAAGCUAACAGCAAAAAUAACUUCCUCUACUGUACAGAAGUUUGAUUCCUUAAGAGGAAAAUCAUUCCAAGGUUCCCAUUCUAGUAUUAAUUCUAUAUUGUCAUCUGAUGAUCUUAAAGACGGAACAAUAGAUAUAGAAGAUGUGAAAAAAAGAGUUUCUAGAAUCGAAGCAGAUUUCAAGAGAAGACUAGAUCAAAAAGAGAAAGAAUGGUCUGAAAUCAUCAAUGCCAAAGAUAAACAGUUGGAGAUUUUAGAAAAAGAAAAAGAGGAAGCCUAUAAACAAAUUGCAAAUUUGAGAGACAAAUUGAAAAUUACCGAAGGUAAUGAAGAUUUCAAACAAAAGUUGGUAGAACAUCAAGAAGAUAAGGAACAGAUAGAGAAUUUUCAAUCCCAGGAAUUGUCAAAAAUAAAACAUUUAGUAUUACUGCGUGAUAAAGAAUUGGCAGAAAAAAAUGCUUCCCUUAAGGAAGCCCAAUUGCAACUUGAAAAGAUGAGAAGUGAAAUGGCUAGACUGAGAAGACAGGAGGAGCAUUUAAGUGAUGUUCAGGAUGACUUGGAUGCUUUACGUCAUUCAACUUCAAGGGAUAUGGCUUCUUUGGCAUCUAAUUUAACGGCAAGUGAAGAAGAAAGAAAACAUUUAAAAGACCUUAUUGUUAUUUUGAAACAAAGGUUAGCUAAUGAGACUUCUGCUGAUGAACAGUUGAUUUCUGAAAGAAAAUUGCUAGAACAAAGGCUAGAAGAAGCACAUGUACAUUUAGCCGACAUCAAAACAUCGUGGAGUGAUAAGAUCACAUCUUUAGAAACACAGGUUGGUAGGCUCAGUCGUCAAGCAGCUGAAGAGGGUACUGAAAGGAGAAGAGCUCUCCAAGAAAAAGAACUUCUAUUUGAAAAAGUGCAACAAUUGGAAGCUGAGCUAGAAUAUAAUAAGUUGGAUUUGAAUAAUAAAAAUAGCAAAAUUCUGAGGUUAAAUGCUGAUUUGGAAGAACUAUCAGCAGAAUUAAAAAGAGUCCGUGCUGAAAAUGAGGAACAUGUUUCAUUUUUGAGGACUCAAUUAAUCAAUUCAAACACAGAAGUGACAGUUGUGAAGAAGAACUUGGAGAAUUCAGAGACCAAAGUUGAGAAGAUUGAAGAAGAUUUUUUGAAAUUAAGGAAAACGAUUGAUGUAGAACAUGAGUUGAAUAUAUCCUUGAAUGAAAAAAUAUCGAAAUUAGAAGGAGAACUUCAAGAAGAGAAAUUUAAUUCUCUGAAUGUUCAAAAAACUCUUUCAAGGGUUACUUCAGAAAAAAAUGCAGCACUCGUGAGAAAUGCAGAAAUAUCCCAGCAAAUCGAAUUGAUAAAACAAGAAAAAAGGCGUCAAGAUGCAGAAUUCAAUGAGUUAUCAAAUAAGAUGAACCAAUUAGAAGAAGAAUAUUCGAAAAAUAAGGAAAGUGAAGCUUUAGAAAAGCAAUUGAGAAAUCAAAUCAAUGAUUUAGAGGAACAAAUAUCGGAUAAAAAUAAAAACAUUAAAACCUUAACAUUGAGAUUGGCUGACAUGAAGAAAACCCUUCAGCAAGAAUUGAGGACUCCUACAAAUCAUAAUUAUUUCACUGAUGAUACAAAUACGGCAGCUAUUUUAACUCCAACCCAAAGUUCUGUGAGAAAUCAUUCUCAUAAUAUAAAAAGGGAUGAAGAAGAUGUCAAUUUCAAAUAUUUGAAACAUGUUGUGAUCAAGUUUCUGACCAGUAAAGACUAUGAAGCUCAACAUUUAACCAAAGCAAUAUCUACUGUACUUAAAUUUACACCAGAAGAAGAAAAGCUUAUUAAUGAUACAAUAGAGUGGAGGAGAUCCUGGUUUGGAAGUAGACCUAAAUUGUUACAUAAAUCCAAACCUAUGAGCUGAUGGUUAUUGUGAAUUUCUUGUAAAGAUUUGAUUUUGAAGUUUUUGGAAAAUUAUGCCAAAUUAAUGUAUGUGCAAAUGGAGCAUUUAAAGAAUUAUUUGAAUUGAUUAAGAAGAUGUAUAUAUUAUUAUUUUUUUGUUAUUUUACUAUUAAUGGCUGUUAUUCUCUUUCUCAUAUCAUUUUAUUUAUUUAUAACUUAUUGAAAAUAAUAUAGCAACAAUCCACUUAUUCAAAGAUAAAAGUUGUAUAAUUUUUAUGGAGAUGAAAUUAGCUGAGAUAAAACGCUGCCAAUAAGACAUUGUCAACAAAAAGAUUAAUGUGAUUCAAACCGCAAUCAUUAACACUAUAGUGAGAAGAAAAUCAAUUGAUUGUAAUUGUCAACAUUCCAUAUGUAAAAAAAGUGUAAUAUAAUAGAUAGAAUUUCUGAAAUUUUGUUCAUUUCAUAAAUGUUGAUUUGAUCAGUGUUUCCUAAGGAAUAAGUUACCACAGUUUUUUUAUAUUUUGAUUUCUUAUGUUGAAUAUUUCAAAACAAAUUGAUAUUGGUUUAGGUUGAUUAACUUCAUUCUACAUUCUUGAAAUUUUUCUACAAUAGAGAGUUAAAAAUUAUAUCCAAUUUGUAAAUCUUUAUUUUCAAAGUGGUUAUGACUAUUAUUAAAAAGAUAAUUCAAUAUAA
This is a messenger RNA of Harmonia axyridis, 2887 nucleotides long. Its product is annotated as golgin subfamily A member 1. Lineage: Eukaryota; Metazoa; Arthropoda; Insecta; Coleoptera; Coccinellidae. Bases 285 to 2216 code for a protein of 643 amino acids. Gene Ontology annotation, cellular component: Golgi apparatus. The record is from RefSeq and is a predicted model, not a curated record. The transcript has 7 exons.